UUUUUUUCCUGCAAAGUGGAAAAGUUAGAUUCUUUAAUUCCUCCUUUUACAGCCUUUCAUCUAUUUUGCAUUUUCUCAUUGCAUCAAAAACUCCAUUUUUGAAGUUCCAAUACAGUAGAAAUAUCAAAUCAGGGUAACAAAAGAAAGGAAGCAAAAACAUGGAAAUCUUGAUCAAGAAAGUUCAUCUUUUAGUCUUUUUCCUUUCUUUAAACUUUUACAUGUCUCAAGAAGCACAAGCAGCAAAAAACUACUGUGGUAAUAUAAGAAUUGAAGAGCCAUUUGUUUCUCAAAACUCAACAAAUUCAUCUUUCUUGAAAAACAUGGUCUUUUGUAGAUCAGAGAUUUUAUACUAUAGAACUUCUGUUGGUCUUUUCCAAGUUUCAUCAAUUGAUUACAAAAAUAAAGUACUUACUGUUUCUCAUAGUUCUUGUUCUACUUCAUCUCAUUAUGUAUCUGCUAAAGAUUUAUCUUUUGGAUUUCCUCCUCCACCUAAGCCUAACUCAUUACUCUUAUUCAACUGCUUAAAUCCUAAGGGAAAUACAUCAAUUUUUCGAAAUUGUCCUUACUUGAAAAAUGAGAAAGGAAUUUCUUUGAAGUUGUGUAAAGAAGGUCUAAAACAAGGGUCUUUUUCUUGUUUGAUGGUUGAUGAUGUUCAAGAUUUGGGAAAUGAGUUUCAUCCUAAGGAUUUGAACUGUUCACAUUAUAGAAGAGUUUAUAAAAGCAAUUCUCAAGAUGGGAAUAGUGAGAAACUUGAGUUAGGGACAAGGAUAUCUUGGGAUAUUGAACAUGUACCAAAUCCUUGUGAUGAGUGUAGAAAACCUUAUGGUAAUUGUGGAGUUGGAUUGAGAUGCCUUUGCUAUGUAACUCAAUGUAAGGUAGAGGUUUCUGCUGGUCUAAUUCCAAAACCUAGUGGUAUUGUGCUCUUCUCUUUGCUUUGCUUAAUUGUUGUGAUGGAUCUUCUUGAAGGGGUUUGAAUAUAAUUAAGCUCUUCCAUUUUAUGGAAAAAAACAAGAUGUAUUUAUUUUACUUUCAUUUUCAAAGAAUGAGAAUUUGUAUUGAAGAAUAUCUUUGGGGAUGUAUAUUGUACUAUAUGAUAUGAUGUUAUCAUCUUGUACUAAAAAGUGUGAAAGGGAGCGUUACGUAACUGGUAAAGUUGUUGUUACGUGAUCAGGAGGUCACGGGUUUGAGCCGUGGAAACAACCUCUUACAGAAAUGCAGGAUACUAUUGCGUACAAUAAACCCUUAUAAUAGUGUGGCUCUUUUUCGAUCCCGCGCAUAACGGGAGCUUAGUGCACUGGGCUAACCUUGUACUAAAAAGUGUGACGAAGAUUUGCUGGAUACUACUUUAUCAAUAUAUAUAUAUAUGUCUACUGAAAUUACUA
Messenger RNA from Nicotiana tabacum (common tobacco), 1382 nucleotides. RefSeq lists its product as uncharacterized. The record is from RefSeq and is a predicted model, not a curated record. NCBI's taxonomy places the organism in Eukaryota, Viridiplantae, Streptophyta, Magnoliopsida, Solanales, Solanaceae.